Molecule: messenger RNA, 1453 nt
Organism: Schizophyllum commune H4-8
Lineage: Eukaryota; Fungi; Basidiomycota; Agaricomycetes; Agaricales; Schizophyllaceae
Product: ATPase, V1 complex, subunit C
Exons: 8
Coding region: 40-1191 (383 amino acids)
Biological process (GO): proton transmembrane transport
Cellular component (GO): vacuolar proton-transporting V-type ATPase, V1 domain
Molecular function (GO): proton-transporting ATPase activity, rotational mechanism
Source: RefSeq, a predicted model, not a curated record
CCUUCUGCUCAUCACGCCGCCCGUGCUCGCGUUCCGCAAAUGCCGUCCGACCAGGCUACCUGGCUCAUCGCCGUCCCCAACGACGGCGACGCCGAGGGGAUCGUCCAGGAACUCCAGCACAAGCUCAAGGCGCCCUCGCGUGCCGUCAGCCAGCUCGGCAUUCCCUCCUUCAAGACUGGCACCCUUGACUCCCUCAUUACCCUAUCCGAGGAGCUGCCCAAGCAGGAUGCAUCCUUCACCGCGGUCGUCGCCAAGACGGUGGACACCCUCCGGAACCUACUGAACAAUGACCCCAACAAGCUUUCGCAACAUAUCCUCGUUAACGAGACCAGUGUGGACGACUACCUGGCGGACUGGGCCUGGAAUGAGGGACGCUACGGCACGCAGCGCAGCCUGCGCGAGACGGUAGACGCGCUAAACAAGGAGAUGACGUCGAUCGACAACACCAUGAAGGCGAAGCUGCAGAACUACAACCUCGUCAAGGGCUCCCUGACCCAGAUGCAGCGCAAGAAGACCGGUAAUCUUUCUGUGCGCACGCUGGCGGAUGUAGUACACAAGGAGGAUUUCGUCCUUGACUCGGAGUACCUUGAGACGGUCCUUGUCGCCGUACCCAAGACUUUGACCAAGUCGUGGAAUCAGCAAUACGAGCGACUAACUAGCAUGAUCGUACCGCGGUCGAGCAAGGCUUUGGCAUCAGACGACGAGUACACCCUGUUCAGCGUCGUCAUCUUCCGACGAAUUCACGACGAGUUCGUGCAGAAAUGCCGCGAGAACAAGUUCAUCGUCCGCGACUUUGUGUACUCUGACGAGGAGAUAGAGAAGGCACGUCAAGAAUUGGACACUGCCGACAUGACUGAGAAGGAGCUUUGGACUGAGCUGUUACGCCUGUCCCGAACCAACUUCUCCGAGGCUUUCCAAAUACUUGUCCACCUGAAGGUGCUGCGCCUCUUCAUCGAGAGCGUCCUACGAUACGGUCUACCUGCGAACUACUUGGGCAUCGCUGUCAAGCCCGACCCCAAGACCGCGAAGAAGACAUUCACAACGCUACAACAGCACCUGUCCUACCUGCACCGCAAGUCGGCGGACAAGACCCGAGGCGGCGACACCGAAUUCGUCGGCGAAUACCAGACGCUCAUGGAGCAGGAGUUCUUCGAUUUUGUCCUCUUCGAGGUUCCCUGGAUCAUUGUCUAGGUCGCCGCCCCCAUGCAUACCCGUAACUUAACCGCCGAACCCUCCGCCAUCGUUUCAAUUUACAACGAGCGAGGCGACGCUGCAAACUCACCGCCCGCCCUUCAUGCCCCUGAGAGGCCACCGUCAUGCAUCCGGACACUUUCAAUGUCAUGUAGCAGAAAUAAUUUUGUCUAUUACUAGUGAUGCAUAAGAAUACCAGCCCACUAUCGUAGGAAGAAACGUAUUGUACAUGUGUGCCACAUAUCGAACAUAUCGCGACGAC